Dissoconium aciculare CBS 342.82 is the source of this 2079-nucleotide messenger RNA. RefSeq lists its product as uncharacterized. The record is from RefSeq and is a predicted model, not a curated record. Gene Ontology annotation, biological process: ubiquitin-dependent endocytosis. Gene Ontology annotation, molecular function: ubiquitin protein ligase binding; protein-macromolecule adaptor activity. The transcript is spliced from 4 exons. Gene Ontology annotation, cellular component: cytosol; cytoplasm; plasma membrane. Lineage: Eukaryota; Fungi; Ascomycota; Dothideomycetes; Mycosphaerellales; Dissoconiaceae. The coding region runs from base 127 to 1749 and encodes 540 amino acids.
CUGCCUUCAAAACCUCUGUACAUCUUCUUAUCUUACAUUUAAUCAACAGCCUGUCGCAAGUUCGCGUCCGAGCGAUAGUAGGCGCUGGUUGCAGUGCUGUGCAUGUGUCCACAUUAGCUCAUCAAGAUGAACACAUCGAUCGUGCUGGACCAGCCUGCCAAUGUCAGCCUGACGAAUCUCGAUAUCGUGAGCGGGCGGGUCGUAAUCAGGACGCCGAGAGCAACUGAUGUCGAGUCAAUCCUCGUCAAGCUCGAAGGCGAGAGCCGAACGAGGUUAAUGUCAUCACCCGGGCCGAAUGGCGAACGACCAAAACCGCAAAUGGAAUAUCACAAGCUCCUCUACAAGAUCCAACAAGUCUUCCCACCGAGCGAGGUCGUCGAGAGCCGCACGUCACUAGCGGCUAAGGCUGCCUAUACUCUGCCACCAGGACAUCACGAAUACACGUUCUCGUUCAAGCUUCCCUUCAACAACAUUUGCUCAACAGACAGGAGUCAGAUCCCCGUCGUGAUCGGCUUUGAGGUCGCUCGACCUGCUAGCCACCAUGUUAAGAAGACACUACCACCGACCUUGAGCGGAUUCCCUGGCGAGGCCGAGAUUCGCUAUUUCGUCAAAGUCACUGUCAACCGCAAGUCGUUCUUCAAGGAGAACCCACGAGCAUAUGCACCUUUUAAUUUCUUCCCGAUCGAACCACCACGGCCACAACCCACGGGCUCCGAAUUGUUUGCCCGGCAGAAGCAUCAGUUUCAAGCUUUCACCGAAGUUGAGCCAAGCGGGAAAUCCAAGGUCAAAAAUCUGUUCAGUCGAAAAGGAAGCGAUGGUCUGGGCGCGGCAGGAGAACCGCCAUCCAUCAGUGUAGACAUACGUCUACCGCAGCCAGCGAUUCUAACUUGCAACAGUGACAUACCUCUCCGCAUCGUCCUCCAGAGGCUCAACGCCUCGCAGGAAUUUGUGUAUCUAUCAUCUCUGCAAGUCGCACUCGUCGGCAUUACCAAGAUCCGUGCGCACGACUUCAUACGCCGGGAGAACAACAGCUGGGUCAUCAUGAGCAAAAGCAAUAUGGGGCUCCUCGUAGCCUCAGCCUCCGAUACCCAGGAUCAGGAGAUCGUCAUCGACGAUAAACUCUGGCGUGGAUUACCGCUGCCGAAUAUCGUUGCGCCUACCUUCGACACAUGUAACAUCGCCCGCGCAUACGAGCUUGAAGUCCGCAUCGGUUUGACAUAUUCAGGAAAUGGAUCGUCCUCCGCCGGCACCAAGCCUCAGCUAGUCGUGCUACCCCUGCGCCUCGACGUCCAAGUCUUCUCGGGCAUCGCACCACCCGCCGAAGUCCUCGCCCGCAUGGCCGCCGCCGAAGCCGGGAAAGCACAACCGGCAGCGGCCAUCCGUCGACCUCACCGCAAACCCGUCCCUGCGCCUCCAGUACCGUCCGCCAGCAGCGCCGGCGCCGCCACCGCCGCUCCAGACCCAGUCGCGGACAAACUCGAACUGGAAGCACGGCGCAACUCAGGCUUCGGAAUGAACCAAGUGCCGAUCGACGAGGAGCCGCAGGUAUCCCAUCACCACGGCGACCCGGAUGAAUAUGGCGAUGCGCCGCCGAGCUACGAGGAUGCAAUUGCAUCAGAUCUGCCGCCGGUACAGGCACCUCGUCCGCAAUAUGCUCCACCGCCGAUGGUAGAGGACGGUGAGUUAUGCACUCCCUCAGUGGACAUGUCUGACCCUUGGAGAAGCCCAAGUGAUGGGUGUUGUGGCUGACUGCUUUUGACAGAUGUCUUGAGAGAUGAGAAAGGUAAAUGGACAGGAUGAGGUCGCGGUGGAUUCUAACGAGAGUGGCAUUGUUGGGUGUCAGUACCAUGAUGAACUGCGUCACAAUACACGGUUGUCCCGCUCGACAAGAAUGGACCACACACAUCUGGCCUACGAGUUUCAAGAUUACAGUACAAUGACAGUGAUACAAUGUUUACUCUACACAUCAAAAGUAUUAACACAUACACACAACUCCAUGCUAAAACAUUGCUUUCGAAUCUCGGCCCGUGCAAAAUUUAAGGUGCAGUUCUGCCCAAUUUGCGCUCGCUAACGCCCGAC